This is a messenger RNA of Salmo salar (Atlantic salmon), 657 nucleotides long. Its product is annotated as interferon a3-like. Gene Ontology annotation, cellular component: extracellular region. Gene Ontology annotation, molecular function: cytokine receptor binding. Gene Ontology annotation, biological process: defense response. NCBI's taxonomy places the organism in Eukaryota, Metazoa, Chordata, Actinopteri, Salmoniformes, Salmonidae. The record is from RefSeq and is a predicted model, not a curated record.
UUACUUUUGUCGGAAUUAUACGAAGUAAGCUAUCUUUCGGUAGGGCAUUAACGUUGAUUGCGGACAGAACGAGAACUACAGUUUAUCUACGCUAAAAUGGGUUCAAUAAGCUUUUGGAUGUGCUUGGUCAUGACGAUUUGCACCUGGAAUAAAACCAUCGGAUGCACGUGGAUGAGGACACUGCCUCGGUCUCCGAGCAUGUUCCAAGUGUUCAGCAACAACAUCAUAACGAUGCUUCAGAAAAUGGGUCAUGAAGUCUCUCGAGAUCCUCAGAUCACUUUCCCUGACAAACAAUACAGACAAGUCAAUCAUUUCAAGGCUGAGGAACAGAUGGCCUUCAUUUCGCAUACUCUGAACGCUAUAAAGAAAUUGUACAGCAGUGGUAAAUAUGAGUCCACCGCCUGGGACCAGAAAGGAGUUGACAAGUUUAUGAAUGACGUCUAUCGCCAGACCUCGGAGCUGGACCAAUGCGUAAAGUCUAUGAAAACUAGACUAUCAAAAUCUGUCAAAAGAGUGAACAAAAAGAUGAGCCUUCACUUCAAGUUCCUGAAGAAUUACUUGAAACGCGAGGAAUACAGCGCAAGCGGCUGGGAAGACAUAAGGACAGUGGUGCUGGCACACCUACAAAGACUAGACACAACAUUAAGUAGCCAAUGA